Nerophis ophidion (straightnose pipefish) is the source of this 3622-nucleotide messenger RNA. RefSeq names its product LIM/homeobox protein Lhx8. Gene Ontology annotation, biological process: forebrain neuron development; regulation of transcription by RNA polymerase II; neuron differentiation. The coding region runs from base 197 to 1291 and encodes 364 amino acids. The transcript is spliced from 10 exons. Lineage: Eukaryota; Metazoa; Chordata; Actinopteri; Syngnathiformes; Syngnathidae. The record is from RefSeq and is a predicted model, not a curated record. Gene Ontology annotation, molecular function: RNA polymerase II transcription regulatory region sequence-specific DNA binding; DNA-binding transcription factor activity, RNA polymerase II-specific. Gene Ontology annotation, cellular component: nucleus.
AGUAAAACUGAUGACACCAAGCGGUUGCCAUGGGAGAUCACGUGACUAUGCUGCCAAGCAAGCAAGCAGGCAGGCAGGCAGAGUUGACCAGAGAGUGGAGCCAUGUUUCUGCCACACACAAGAUGCACUGAAUAUUUGGACUUAAACUCACCCCCGAGAUGAAGAGCAGUGUGCAGUGUGGAUCGAGGCGUGAGCCAUGCGCUGGAAGAGCGAGGUCAAAGUUCAAUGCUGCGUGGUGGACGGAGGCCCCGGCAAUGAGGGUCCACAGGCGGAGGUGGCGGAUGAAGAGGCGUCCACCCUGCAGACCAUGUCCGCCGCGCCUCUUCUGAGCAGAAGUGUGUGUGCGAGCUGCAACCAGGAAAUAGCAGCGGUAGUCAUGCCCCGUGGGCCUGGCGGAAGAGAUAAAUGCUCCUCACCUCGCUGUGUUUACCGCUGUGCCCUGCAGGUGAGCGACCUGUGCUGGCAUGUGCGCUGCCUGUGCUGCAGCGUGUGCCAGGCGGCGCUUGGCAGCCACGCCAGCUGCUACAUCAAGGACAAGGAGGUCUUCUGUAAGAUGGACUACUUCAGAAGGUUUGGCACGUGGUGCGCGUGCUGCGGCCGCCACAUCCACUCCACAGACUGGGUGCGCCGCGCCAAAGGGAGCGUCUACCACCUGGCCUGCUUCGCCUGCUUCUCCUGCAAGAGGCAGCUGUCCACUGGGGAGGAGUUCGCCCUGGUGGAGGGCAAGGUGCUGUGCAGGGUCCACUACGACUGCAUGCUGGACAACCUCAAGAGGGCCGCGGACAAAGGCAGCAGUGUGAACAUGGAGGGAGCCGUGCCCACUGAACAGGAAAUUAACCAGCCCAAACCCUCCAAGAGAGCGCGGACCAGCUUCACUGCCGACCAGCUGCAGGUCAUGCAGGCUCAGUUUGCGCAGGACAACAACCCGGACGCGCAGACGCUGCAGAAACUGGCCGAGCAGACGGGCCUCAGUCGGAGGGUCAUACAGGUGUGGUUCCAGAAUUGCCGGGCGCGCCACAAAAAGCACGUGAGCCCCAACCACACGUCCAGCGCCCCGAUGACCUCGCUACAGCCGGGCCGCCUGCAGGCUCAGCCCACGCCCACCCCCGAGGAGCUGCAGUACGCGGCCUACGCGGGCCCGGAAGGUUCCAUGCUGUCCGCGCUGCACUCCUUCAUAGACAUCCAUUCCGCUUCAUCUAUGUUUCAACCACUGAUGCCAACCCAGUACGCCAUGACCCCACGGUUGUGGAGGCAUACAAAAAAUGAGGUAAAAUGGCCACUGUCCAGUUAGCUCAUACACGUCUUUAAAUCUCUGAAUUGAUGAAGUAAUGUGCUGAUCAUUCUUACUGGGGACCCUGGGGAGAAAAAAUAUUAAUAUGGUUCAUGGGGACCAAAUUUAAAUACAUUUGCAUAAUGCACACAAAUUUGUAUGUAACUACAGAGGACCAUUUAAAAAAAAAAAAAAGUUCAAAUGAAAUAUGACAUGAUCCUCAGAAUACAGCACUACAGCUGUCCUCUUAUAGCACAGGUGGAAGCCAUUAACUAUACAGAGCAGAGCAGCGAGUGCAGUACCAGCCACAGCCCGAUGAGGGGGCUGCUGUGCAAAUGUCUCUCACACAAACUAACCAGUAAACCUGUUUUAUGGGCCAAAGCUUAAAAAAAAAACACUUAGGCAUCUUCAGAAUGGAUCUGACUAUCAUUAGGGGACCUGGGUUUUUUUGUCCCCAUACCGUCAGAGGUCGCCUAAAGUGACUGUGUAAACAGAGCGAUGUCCCCAUUAAGUAAGCAUUGCCAGAACACACAAUUGUAACGAUACUGUUGACCUUUUUUUUUAAUUUUUAUUUUUUAAAGUACAGUACUGUACACGAGGGCAGGGAGACUUCACUGCACCUUACCGGCAUUCUCACGUUUUGACAGGUUUUAUUGAAAGUGAAGUGAAUUAUAUUUAUAUAGCGCUUUUCUCUAGUGAAACCCAAUAUCUAAGUUACAUUUAAACCAGUGUGGGUGGCACUGGGAGCAGGUGGGUAAAGUGUCUUGCCCAAAGACACAACGGCAGUGACUAGGAUGGCGGAAGCGGGAAUCGAACCUGCAACCCUCAAGUUGCUGGCACGGCCACUCUACCAACCGAGCUACACCGCCCUAAAAUAAAUUAACUGCACACUACAAUAAAUUUCCAUUUAUUGUAGUUUGCAGUAUUGCACAAUUGCGAUGAGAGUGCUCUGUAAUAUUUCACCUAAUAUGCCGCAGCUCUCAGUAUUCAUAUCCAGUAUGGCUGGCGUGGCUCAGAUGGUAGAGCGCCCAUGCCAGCAACUUGAGGGUUCCAGGUUCCCAUCCUGGCCAAGACACUUUACCAAAACUGGCUUAAAUAUAGAUAAUGGGUUUCACAAUUUGAGUCUCUAGAGAAAAAGUGCUAUAUAAUUAUAAUUAACUUGUUACCCAACAGCAUUAACCUUCCUCUUGUGUUAACAUAAGAGAUGGUAACAGAAAGCUAACGGGUCGGUUUUGACCCAUGUCUUAAAUCAGCUGUAAAAUACACUAAAAACAAUUAUCUAUCAUCCAAUUUGUUUCUCAUCUCUUGGUUACCUCGUUAGGUUUCCUUAUCCUUGAAAAUAUUGGUUUCAAUAUUUUUGGUUUGGGCCAUUGGGCCAUUUUUUGUCAGUAUACCCCUCGAUUUCAAUUUUUAAAAAUGGUAAAACGAACCUCAAGAGAAUCAUAUACAUAAAAAAAAGGUUGUUGUGUUACCUAACUAUUACUAAGGGGUAUUAGAACACAUCUCUUAAAUAAAUGUGUUUUAUUUAUUUUUUCAUUUUAAGAAUUUUAACUAUAGUAACAUCUAUGGUGUUACGGGUCAAUUUCGACCCAUAUAUAUUUACUUCAAGAAAAAGGCUAAAAAGUAUUUUUUUCAGCAACAGAACAACAGAAAUCCAACAUCAAACAAACAACAACCAAUCAAGCAAAUGAAACCAAGAGAAAUAGAUUACUAGUUCCAAAACUAAUAAAAAACAAAAUCAGAGUGGCAAAAAGUGACACUAUUAGUGUCCGUCUUUUGUUUUUGUACAGGAUAACAAGGUAAAAUGAGAAUCCACUAAAGCUCACAUGAUUGGGAGAGGAGCUGGCUGUCAAUGUGUUCAGUUUUGGCUCUUAUCAUUGCUUUAUCAGCUUAUUUUUAGAACUGGGUCGAAACCGACCCUAACAACACCAAGGGCAUAAUUUCUACCAGAGCAUUUUAUAAUUUAGUGAAAAAAAUUCAAAUGUUUUAUUUUGUUGACAAAGAGGUUCAGAGCAUUUUAUAAUUUAGUGAAAAAAAUUCAAAUGUUUUAUUUUGUUGACAAAGAGGUUCCUGACAAAGUCAAAAAGCUUUGAUGCAAAAAAAUAAAUGUAUGUGGUGUUUUUAUGCAUUUAAAAACUAAAACGGGUCGGUGGCGACCCUAACACAAGACGAAGGUUAAAAAGUAUGCACUACACAGUAUUUGGUGAAACCUCCCUGCUCGCUGACCAUUUCAUCCAAACAUGCUUAUGAAUCGUUUCAACAAAGUGAAUACUUGCUGUUUUAAUUUAUUGUGUGUAUGUGGAGUCUUUUGUCGCGAAAAUACAUUUCACAAAUAAAACAUGACUUUUGAGA